AUAUUUUAUAUUGAAAACAAUUAGAUAUAGUUGAAAACGCACCGUCUAAAUCGCACACCUCAGUUUGACCAAAAAAGAGAACAAGAGAUUCCAUUCGUUCCCGAUCUUCGGGUUCCUGUCACAGACACUGUAAUUCAGCAGCUCAAACCCAGAUUCUUCUCCUCUAGACUCUGUUACCUUCUUACUCUCUUUGUCAUCAUUCACAACUGUCAGAGAAUCCCAAACUCCUCCAAAUUUAGUAAGAAAAUCAUUCAUCAUUUCCUGUAGAUUUUCUCUUCCCUCGAAGAGAUGAUGAUGACGAUGAUGCGAGAGAAUACAAAACAGAGCAACAGAGGGUAUGGAGUUCGUGUAUGGUGCUUUGGUUAUCAGGAUAACACUGUGUUAUGGUCCAGAUGCUGACAUUUCAUUGCGAGAUUCAAGGAUUUUCUUCCAUUACUAUAUUGCGUGGCUGUGUUUGUUCAUUUCCUACUUCGCACGUAUACUGUACGCGCUAAUAUAUAAGCACGGAUGGCUUCGGCUUCUUUAAUUCACGCUCGUUGCGGCUAUUCUCCGAGAUUAGCUGGCAAUCCUCAUAAUUAUGGCUUAAAGAACACUGCGCAAGGACAUGGACCCCUAGUGUCCACCUCCUCACCUUCAUCUUCGUCUCCUUCGUGUUCGUGUAACUCUUCGCAGAAUUUGAAUUUCUCUUCUGGUACAACUAAUAAUUGGAAAAAUCAAAGCCUUAUAGCUCACGCAAUGAGUGCUAUGGCUCAUGGAAAUUUUGCAUCCUCCAGGGGCCUUGUGAAUGAAAAAACUGAGCCUGAUCAUCUUCUUGUUCUUGUUCAUGGCAUCUUGGCCAGCCCAAGUGACUGGACAUAUGUAGAAGCAGAGUUGAAAAGGCGGCUUGGAAGAAGCUUUUUAAUUUUCGCAAGUUCAUCCAACACAUUCACUAAAACUUUUGCUGGGAUUGAUGGAGCAGGAAAGCGAUUGGCAGAUGAGAUUAUGCAAGUUGUGAAGAAGACAGAGAGUCUGAAAAGGAUCUCCUUUCUGGCCCAUUCUCUCGGUGGCUUGUUUGCGAGAUAUGCCAUUUCUGUUCUCUAUGCCACAAAUGACUCAGAUUUUGUCCAAGCUGGUGACACUAAUAAUUCACAAACACAGUUCUCUAUGAGACGCGGUACAAUAGCUGGAUUGGAGCCAAUCAAUUUUAUUACCUUGGCAACGCCUCAUCUUGGAGUGAGAGGCAGAAAACAGCUUCCUUUUCUCUUGGGAGUUCCUAUUUUGGAAAAACUUGCUGCACCAAUAGCUCCUUUUUUGGUUGGCCAAACUGGUAGUCAACUGUUCCUUACUGAUGGUAGACCAGAAAAACCACCUCUCCUUCUGAGAAUGGCAUCUGAUUGCGAAGAUGGAAAGUUUUUAUCCGCACUAGGUGCAUUUAGACAUCGGAUCAUUUAUGCUAAUGUAUCUUAUGAUCAUAUGGUUGGCUGGCGCACAUCUUCAAUAAGAAGGGAAACAGAACUUUUUAAGCCUCCAUACCGAUCUUUGGAUGGUUACAAGCAUGUUGUGGAUGUGGAGUACUGUCCACCAGUUUACUCUGAUGGGCCGCAUUUUCCUCCAGAAGCGGUCAAAGCAAAGGAGGCAGCUCAAAAUGCACCGAACACCAAGAACACGGUAGAAUAUCAUGAAAUUAUGGAAGAGGAAAUGAUUCAAGGUUUGCAGAAAUUAGGAUGGAGAAAAGUUGAUGUCAGUUUUCAUUCAGCGUUCUGGCCUUAUUUAGCUCACAACAACAUACAUGUUAAAAAUGAAUGGCUUCACAAUGCUGGUGCUGGAGUUGUUGCUCAUGUUGCUGACAGCCUAAAGCAAGAAGAGAACUCCUCAUUUAUUGCUGCUAGCUUGUAGCCACAGUUACCAUCUGAUACAGAACUUUAAGUUAAAAGUUUGAUAUAUAAAGACCAAAUGAUAAGAUGGAGAAAAAUAAUUUUUGUUGUUUUUCAACAUGAUUAUAUUUAUAAUGAAAAGUAAUUUGGUUUACAUUGCAAA
Molecule: messenger RNA, 2016 nt
Organism: Carica papaya (papaya)
Lineage: Eukaryota; Viridiplantae; Streptophyta; Magnoliopsida; Brassicales; Caricaceae
Product: Hydrolase-like protein family
Biological process (GO): lipid metabolic process
Source: RefSeq, a predicted model, not a curated record